Molecule: messenger RNA, 915 nt
Organism: Saccharomyces cerevisiae S288C
Lineage: Eukaryota; Fungi; Ascomycota; Saccharomycetes; Saccharomycetales; Saccharomycetaceae
Gene: GPI12
Product: N-acetylglucosaminylphosphatidylinositol deacetylase
Exons: 1
Coding region: 1-915 (304 amino acids)
Biological process (GO): GPI anchor biosynthetic process
Cellular component (GO): endoplasmic reticulum membrane
Molecular function (GO): N-acetylglucosaminylphosphatidylinositol deacetylase activity
Source: RefSeq, marked reviewed
AUGAAGAUGUUGAGGCGUACAAAGGUAAAUUUUUCAAAAUUGCUUUACAAGAUUACUAAACUAGCAAUAGUACUGACGAUCCUAUAUAUUUAUUUUACGCCCAAAAUCGUCUCCCGAAACAAUGCAUCAUUGCAGCAUAUUUUUCCUCAUAAAUAUGGCGAUUAUGAAAUCAAUUUGGUCAUAGCGCACCCUGACGACGAAGUUAUGUUUUUUUCCCCCAUAAUUUCUCAACUGAAUUCGUACUUUCCGAGAACCGUCCCAUUUAACAUAAUCUGCUUAUCAAAGGGCAACGCCGAAGGUCUUGGCGAAACCAGGGUAAGAGAAUUAAAUGAGUCGGCCGCUUUAUUGCUACACAAUGAAAGAGCAGUCUCCGUACAGGUGAUGGAUUUCCAGGAUGGUAUGGACGAAAUAUGGGAUAUUGAUUCUAUAACUUCUUCUCUUUCACAAAAGAUAGAUAUAAAGAAUCAUAACUUGAACCAGAUUAUCGUUACCUUUGAUUCAUAUGGUGUAUCAAAUCAUAUCAACCACAAAAGCUGUUAUGCUGCCGUUAAAAAGUUGGUGGAUGAUUAUGCUCAACCUAAGACCAAAAGAAAUGAACAACCACCUCAUGUCACUGCGCUUUAUUUGAGAAGCUACAAGAACAACAUCGUUUUAAAGUACAACUCCUUUAUUUGGGAAAUCCUAAAAAUACUUUACGACCUGAUUUCUCCAUUCCGUAGAAUAAUUCAGGCGCUUCCGCCUAACACAGCCGCCGAAAAAGACAAGCUUUCACUUAUGAAUACACAUGCACAAUACGUACUAGCGUUUGCCACUAUGCUAAAUGCUCACGAAUCCCAAGUUGUGUGGUUUAGAUACGGAUGGUGGAUAUUUUCCAGAUUUGUCUUCGUUAAUGAAUUUGAUGUUUAUACAUAUUAG